UACAGACGCCGACGCGACGGACGCCUAUCUAGAGAUCGACGACGCGCGACGUCGCUAUGAGCACGUUUUGGCGGGAAACUCUUUAAAGACUCUUGCUGCUAAAAAGGAAUAAAAAAUAUUCCUGAACUAUUUUGGGUGAUUGUUUGGUUUGCUUUUACUGUAUUAUUGCUGGAGUUUGUAUAGUUACUGACUACCAUGAGCGAGCAAGUAGAUGGAAUGGAAUUGGAGACCCUGUACCAACGGUACUGCAUCCGCCUGAAACACGCACUAUUUUUAUCUGGCUUGACGGUUUCUACAAUAGUUUCCAUAGGAAUACUGAUCACUACAUGCGUUUUACACGUUCAGGAUUUACAUAAAAGUAUUCUACCAAUUGCUGUGAUGUCAGUUGUUACCUUCACUCUGAUUGCCAUUCUGAUGGCGUCACAAUUUCCGGUGGUGUUAGAGUCAGAAGCAUGGGCACUUAUGUCCUCUUUGACGAUCACAACAGCUGCAGCCACUGCCAUGCUACUUCUAGCUGGACGACAUGCGCCGUUGCCACUGUUUGCACUCCUCAUAGCACUCCAUACGAUGUUGCCGCUUUCACGUUCGGUAGCUUUGGCGUUAGCCAUCGUCGUUACCGUUGCUCAUUUGGCAACGUCGAUAGCUUAUAGACUGCACGAGGACGAAUCAAAUUUUAUUCAGUUGAUUCCUGAAAUGGUUAUACUACUAACUGCGAGCUGUACGGGUCUGUACUACAGGCAUCUAACUGAAGAAGCACAUAGAAGAACCUUUGUAGGUACCAGGACGUGCAUAGAGUCUCGAGUUAAGUUAGAAUGUGAGAAGGGUCAACAGGAACAGUUGUUACUUAGUGUUAUACCAGCUUAUAUUGCGGCAGAAGUUAAAAGAAGUAUUAUGUUAAAAAUGGCGGAUGCUUGUUCGGAGCACAAGACCCAAACCUUUCACGAAAUGUACGUCCAGCGGCACAACAAUGUCUCUAUUUUGUACGCAGAUAUUGUAAAUUUUACACCGUUGAGUGAACAGCUAUCUGCUAGUGACUUGGUGAAAACAUUAAACGAACUUUUUGGAAGAUUCGAUCAAAUAGCCCAGGACAAUCAGUGUAUGAGAAUCAAAAUCCUGGGUGACUGCUAUUAUUGCGUGUCUGGAUUGCCUAUAUCCAGACCAAACCACGCUUAUAACUGUGUGAAUAUGGGAUUACAGAUGAUAGAAGCUAUAAGAUUUGUUCGUGAAGCUACCGGAUUCAAUGUUGACAUGCGAAUAGGCAUUCAUACUGGAAAUGUCCUUUGUGGGGUUUUGGGAUUGAGAAAAUGGCAGUUCGACGUGUGGAGCGACGACGUUACUUUAGCCAAUCACAUGGAGAGCGGAGGUAUAGCAGGGCGUGUACAUAUUACGCGUGCAACUUUAGAACAACUAGGAGACAAAUUUGAAGUAGAACCUGGUGACGGUGCUAGCAGAGAAGGAUACUUGGCUGACCACAAAAUCGAAACUUUUCUUAUAGUUCCACCUAAGAAAAAUGAUACGGAGCUUCAAAACGGAAAUGCUAAAACUAAUUGCAGUAACGGAGAUAGAAACAACAGUUUAGGAGAUGGUUCUAUUCAAGGAAUAGCUACACCUGGGGGACCUCCUACCCGAGCUAGACCUUCCAGCAAAAUGACGAAGUACGUCGAGUGCUGGGGCGCGGAUAAACCUUUCGCCAACAUCGCCGAAUCCACUCUAGCAAAGAACAUUGAACUGACCUUUCCAACAUACCUACAGACUCUGGGAAUGAUCGAAUCCAACCUGUUACCAGACAGAUCGACGUGCCUCGAAUGCAAGAAAUGGUGGCAUAGUGAGGAUCUAAACCCUGCUGUGUUGUGGUUCAGGAAUAGAAAACAGGAAAGGGAAUACCGCAGUCAACCCGAUCCAGAAUUUCGAUGCUACAUAGCGUGUGCCUGCCUGAUUUUCUUAGCAAUUUGCGUCAUGCAAAUAUCUACAAUACCCAGGAAUAUUGUUUUGUAUGGUACCAUCUCCCCCACCCUAGUCGUACUCCUAAUAUUUGUGUACCUAUGUUGGUUGGACGGAUGUUGUGGACCCAGACCACCAUCGGACACUCCUCAGGACGAACCUGGUGCUUGCAGUCCCCCAGGUCAAAUAGUGGCGGAGAGCCGCUGUCUCAGACUGUCCAUAUUCCUAGUCAGCGUCACUUUGAUAGCUACUUGUGCUGUCAUAACGCUGGUAGAUUUUAAUCCUGAAGUUAUCCUAGUAGAGGAAGAAAGCACUAAGGUGUUCACUUUUCCAUCGGAUCUUUCCAAUAUCACUGAAAAUGUGACAGAUCUUCUAGCUUCGGAAACAGUCACUGACAAUAUAGCCCAUGAGGUCGCUCCAGAAGCACUCCAAUAUGUUCCUACAUAUCUCUACAGCUCAGCUCUAGUUUUAGCCGCAAUCUCUGUAUUUUUAAGAAUGGGUUUCCUACUAAAGCUCUGUCUGAUGACCCUCUCUGUUUCAUCACACAUCAUCAUCUACAGUUACCUGGAUUUUUUUCAAAUAUACCACAACACUGACGUCCAUGAUGACGAAUUUCCUGCACUGCCAUUUGAGCUGAAGACUGGUCUGGUGUUAGCUAUGGUCGUCGUGUUUUUCCAUAUCCUGGAUAGGCAGAUCGAGUUUACUUCUAGGACGGAUUAUUUAUGGAAAGCAAAGCUUAAAGUGGAACAGGAAGAGGUAGAGACAAUGAGAGGAAUUAAUAAGAUUCUACUAGAAAACAUUCUACCGGCUCAUGUAGCAGACCAUUUUCUAUCUACUCGGGUCACUACAGAACUGUACCAUGAAAGAUAUUCUUGCGUAGCUGUUAUGUUCGCCUCUAUACCGAACUAUAAAGAGUUCUAUGACGAAAGUGAUGUAAAUAAGCAAGGUCUGGAGUGUUUGAGACUACUUAAUGAAAUUAUUUGUGAAUUUGAUAAGUUACUUCUAAAGCCGAAGUUCAGCUGUAUAGAAAAAAUCAAGACUAUAGGAAGCACUUACAUGUUGGCGUCUGGAUUGAGACCUGGAAAAGAAGGAGAUAGCAACGAUAUUAUCAAGGAAGCCAAUCGAAAAGCGGAACACAUAAUCGUGGCUCUUGUGGACUUCGCAAUGUGUCUGAUGACCAGUCUAGAUCAAAUCAACAGGGACGCUUUCCAAAGAUUCAAACUACGAGUUGGUUUGCAUCAUGGUCCUGUAAUAGCUGGAGUUGUAGGAGCCCAGAAACCCCAAUACGACAUUUGGGGUAACACGGUCAACGUGGCGUCCCGCAUGGAUUCCUGUGGGAUAAUGGGCAGGAUCCAGGUGACGCAGGACACGGCGGAAAUCCUCGAAAAUGCCGGAUACUCCUGCGAGUGUCGAGGACCUACUUAUGUCAAGGGAAAGGGCACUUUGACAACUUAUUUUGUUAAGACACCGUAUGAUGAUAAGUAGAAAAGUGUUUAUUAAGUUAAUUGACUAAUAUUGCCUUCAUUUGUUUUUUUCUAUACAAUAAUCUCAGUAUGGGUAAAAUUAUGAAAACUGUUCAUUAACAGUUUUAAUAAUGGAGCUUGAUCCAGAAAACUUUUUAAAAAAUAUCUACACCUCUGUGGUGUAUUCAUCUCUUUAAAAAAGUUCUAUGGGUAUUUCGCCAUUUGUACUGUGAGAAAAUCUUCAAAACAAAAUAUACUCAGAUGCAAAAAAAACGCAACGGAGAAAUUUUGGAUCAAAUUUAAAGUGUUUUAUUUUUGUUA
Sitophilus oryzae (rice weevil) is the source of this 3725-nucleotide messenger RNA. RefSeq names its product adenylate cyclase type 2-like (gene Adcy2). The record is from RefSeq and is a predicted model, not a curated record. Gene Ontology annotation, cellular component: plasma membrane. The transcript has 23 exons. NCBI's taxonomy places the organism in Eukaryota, Metazoa, Arthropoda, Insecta, Coleoptera, Curculionidae. Gene Ontology annotation, molecular function: adenylate cyclase activity. Gene Ontology annotation, biological process: intracellular signal transduction; adenylate cyclase-inhibiting G protein-coupled receptor signaling pathway; adenylate cyclase-activating G protein-coupled receptor signaling pathway. The coding region runs from base 196 to 3426 and encodes 1076 amino acids.